Vespula pensylvanica (western yellowjacket) is the source of this 14266-nucleotide messenger RNA. RefSeq names its product afadin (gene cno). The record is from RefSeq and is a predicted model, not a curated record. The transcript is spliced from 27 exons. Gene Ontology annotation, molecular function: cell adhesion molecule binding. The coding region runs from base 1422 to 10451 and encodes 3009 amino acids. NCBI's taxonomy places the organism in Eukaryota, Metazoa, Arthropoda, Insecta, Hymenoptera, Vespidae. Gene Ontology annotation, biological process: signal transduction; regulation of protein localization. Gene Ontology annotation, cellular component: adherens junction.
GGUGAAGUGUAUUGGAGCGGAGGGAGGGGGAAAUGAAACGGGGAGUGCGCACGCUCGUGGGACUCGACCGCCACCUCUGGCUUUCUGCCGAGCCAAUCACGAGGCUUUUACGAACGCGCCGCUCACCGUGCAAGCUAGCGGUGUGCUGCCGGUAAACGCGAGCACAGUCUUGGCAGUCUGCGUUUCCACGUUCGAUGUCGCGUUAUGAUAUCAGCGACCUUUCUUUUUCCUGCUUUGACGGUUACAAGGGCAUCGAACAAAUAUAUUGUCUUCGUCGAAUAAUCGGAUAAUAUACGUAACGAGGUUAUUAAAAGGAGAAAGAGAGAAAGAGAGACAGAAAGAAAAAGAGAAAGAGAAUUGUUUGACGUUAACAACUAAAGACAUCGUUCGUUCUCGUUAAUAUUUUUCGUAGUACCCGACGAUAUCGUUCGAACGAUUCUUUCUCUCAGUGUGUAUUACUAUUACUACUACUACUACUACUACUACUACUACUACUACUACUACUACACUACUAUUAUAAUAUUCUCUUUACGUAUAUACUUACAUGGGCAUGCGUUCGUGCGUGUGCUUGUUGGCGCGCGCGCGUGUUUGUGUGUGUACGAGAGUUCGUAUGUGUCCUCUUCUUAGCAGCAUCGUGUAUACACCUAUGUGUUCGUGCGAGUGAAAGAGAGCAGUGUACUAAGAAUCCGUGCCGCGAAUAUAUAUUUUUUAACGUUCGAAUAGAGUUCGCGUGUAAGUAAAACGAGUGAAGGAGAGUCUCGAAGAAAAGAAAAGAAAAGAAAAGAAAAGAGAAGAAAGAGGAGAAGAAAAGAGAGACGAGUCUGGUCGAAUAUCCGAAGAAGGAUUUACCUGAGCUAAACGCAAGAGUAUACGACCUUGAAUACGAUCAACGACGACAACGACGAUGACGACGACGACGACGACGACGACGACGACGAUGACGACGACGACGACAACGUGUACCGGCCAUGGUGCGCUGUUGUAGGUAUUAGUUGGUGCGUCAGCGUUGAAGAAUCGAGUAUCAUACGAUCGAAAGAAACACCACAGAGAGAAAGAGAGAGAGAGAAAGAGAGAGAGAGAGAAACGUAUCGUGUCUCUUUUUAACCAUAUAUAUUUCUAUUCGCAUAAGACUACUCUCUCAAGAAGAAUAAGUGUAAGUGGUAGUAUGUGCGUCGUGGUAAAAGGCGAGUGCAAACGAGCGUGGAUCGUCGUUGCAGAUACGAGUUCCGAGAUGAAGGCGGGCACGUAGAUCGGUCAGGUAGCGAGGACGACGUGAUUCUUCGAGAAAGAAGAAGAAGAGAGAGAGAAAGAGAGAAAGAGAAAGAGAGAGAGAGAGAAGCAGAGACAAGAGAGAAAAGACCUUCGGCACGAACAGCAGACGUCUUCUUACUUACUGCGUUCAUCGAAGAGAAGCGACAAGAAUGGCCACGGAAAUUGCGAACAAAAGGGCCGAAAGGGAAGCCCUUCGUGGGGUCAUACAACAAUGGAACGCAAAUCGUUUGGAUCUUUUCGAACUCUCCGAACCUAACGAGGACUUGGAGUUUCACGGUGUAAUGAGAUUUUACUUUCAAGACAGUGGUCAAAAGGUGGCAACGAAAUGCAUCAGAGUUGCAUCGGAUGCAACCAGUCGAGCCGUGAUCGAAACUCUCAUAGAAAAAUUCCGUCCAGACAUGAGAAUGUUGUCGGUACCAGAAUACGCUCUUUACGAAAUUCAUGAAAAUGGAGACGAACGAAAAUUGGAAUUGGAGGAGAAGCCGUUGUUGGUGCAAUUAAAUUGGCACGUCGACGAUCGAGAAGGACGUUUCUUGUUGAGAAGGAUCGACGAUAAGACGAAUGCACAAGGUGUUGGUUUCUCCUCGGAAGGUUCUAGCUUUCGUAGAAAGCUGAGUAAGCGAGAGAAGAAACAAAUGAGGAAACAAGAGAAGCUUGGACGUUUGAAGAGUUUGGAACAGGAUGAAAACGCAGUGCCGGUCGAUCAAAAUGGCGUCGCCGAAAAACUUUAUACUGAGCUUCCUGAGACGAGUUUCACAAGGAGUAUAUCUAAUCCGGAAGCCGUAAUGAGACGUCGUAGGCAACAAAAACUCGAAAGAAAAUUGCAACAAUUUCGUAGCAAAGAUGGCGGACCAGAUACGGGCGGUACUUUAAAGAUAUACGGAGAAGCACUUUGCAAGGAUGUACCUUAUAAAACUUUACUAUUGAGCGUUCGAGAUUCCGCGGCCCAGGUUGUGCGAGAGAUGUUAUCUAAAUAUGGUUUAGAUAAAGUCGACCCACAGCAAUAUUGCCUGGUGCAAGUGAACAAUGACAAUACAAGCGGUGGUACUCAUCAAGAGUAUAUACUGGACGACGACGAGUGCCCGUUGGCUAUUCUCAUGAAUCACCCUUCCACGCGCGGAUCAAUCAUGUUCCACGUGAGGAGGAGACCGGCGGAUUAUGUGCCUCGCAAACGUAAAAAGAAACCUUCGGGAAAAUGGAACGAGUUAGAUCAUAGAUAUGAAGAUGAGAGACUACCAUUUUUAUUGGAACUUAAUCCAGACGGUACCGAUAUUCCUAACGGAGCGGGUGUCAGGUAUCGUUUGCAACCAAAUGUGACGGAAGUUGGGUCGGAACGACCCUUCGGUCCGCAAGGCGUGCAAUCUCAAACUUUAACUCUCAGUGGACCUACCGUUAUGCCAAGGCACUGUGUUAUAGCGUUUACGGAAAAUAUCGUCACUCUGACGCCAUGCUCAAGGGACGCUCAUACUUUUGUGAACAAUCAACGAAUACAUCAGACUACCAUACUUCAAAAUGGAGCUAUCAUCAAGUUCGGAAGAAUGCAUACCUUCAGAUUCAUCGACCCCGCGCCCGACGACCGUAUCAGGCAACGUCAUGACUCUAACAGACAGAUCGAGUACGCAUACGACCGACGAUCGCCAGAUGCUACCAGCCAAGAAGCAAAUUCGGACAAGUACAGAUCAGGUUCUGGAUCCCCAAACGGUGCUGGACACGCUCAAAGUCCUGGUCAAACUUCGAAUCCUCCAAGUCCCACUAAAUCUACGGCAGCUAGCACAUCGCGUAGUCCCACGCACGGUACUCACGCACCCGAAGUGACUCACAAUUACGAAACGACCUUCGACCUGGAUGGCAAUGUGGAAACGGCGAGCUUAACGAGUAGUAGAGAUGGCAACAGGCAUCCCCAAUACGAUAAUCAACCACGAGGAACGGACCCUAUUCUACCAGCAGUAUUGGAAUUUUUAGAAGAUACGGAGGAAGCGUUUCUACGUGCUGUCAUCACCGACGUAGAUCCCUCAGCGCCGCAAUUCAAACUCGCACCGACUUAUACUCUUUAUUUGGCUGCUAGAUAUCGUGCCAGCACUCAUUACAGACCGGAAUUACAACCUACGGAAAGGGCACACCGUUUGACUGUGAUGCUUGCGAAUAUUGCUUUGAUGAUACAAGGGGUGAUUCAGGAAAGAUAUAUGGAUGCGUCUUCGUUGGCGUUCUGGCUCGCAAAUGGUUCUGAAUUAUUGCACAUGUUAAAAAGCGACCGUCACGUUGGUGCAUUUUCAACGAGAGCUCAAGAUAUUCUAGCCGAUGCCGUUCAUGCUGCAUUCGCAUCUUUGGUACAUUGCGUUUCCCUUGAAUUGACACCAGCGAUGUCACAAUUCAUGGCGGACGCUGAUGAGCCCGCUAAGGAAGCUGGCGUUCUACAAAUAUUCUCGAAUACGAUGGCUCUCUUAAGACGUUGUCGAGUUAACGCAGCACUGACUAUCCAAUUGUUUAGUCACCUUUUUCACGCGAUCAACGCAAUCGCUUUCAACGCUUUAGUUUCUAAUGGGAAUCUCUGCGUCCGAUGGUUUGGUCGAAGGUUAAAAGCAAGACUGAAUGCUUUAGAAACUUGGGCUGAGAGACAAGGCCUUGAAUUAGCCAGUCAAUGUCAUUUGGCUACGAUCAUGCAAGCUACGCAUCUUCUCCAAGCACCGAAAUAUAACGCCGAAGAAUUGGCUACAUUGAGUUCUACCUGUUUCAAAUUGAAUUCGUUACAGGUCAGAGCUUUGUUGCAAAAAUAUCAACCGGCUGCCGACGAGCCACGACUUCCUGCCGAGCUUAUUGAAAAUGUCGUCAGAGUAGCCGAAAGUGUCGCUGACACUCUUGCACGUGCCGACGGACGUGAAAUACGUUUGGAAGAAGAAUCAACAUUGGCGUUAGCAUUACUAUUGCCAGAGGAUGGUUAUAGUUGCGAGGUGAUAAGAGGUGUGCCACCGGGAUUGGUUGAAUUUCUAGCACCCUUGCAACAAGAAGGUUUCUGUCGAAUGGCACCUCAACCUACUAGUAGUGGUUACUGGACUAUAUAUAUGAUAGAUCAUCAUACAAACCUUCGUAGUCCAAGUGCAAUGAGUAAUAGAUCAGGUGGUUAUACUAGGCACGUUGGACAAAACCAAGGUCAACCAGAAAUACAUAUCAUAAAAUUACAUAAGUCGACCAAUGGUAUGGGUUUGAGUAUCGUUGCUGCCAAGGGUGCUGGUCAAGAUAGAUUAGGCAUUUACAUCAAAAGUGUUGUUGCCGGCGGUGCAGCAGACGCGGACGGAAGACUAGCUGCUGGUGAUCAAUUACUUAAAGUAGACGGACAAAGUUUAGUAGGGAUAACGCAAGAAAAAGCUGCGGAGUAUCUAGUUCGUACGGGACCAACAGUGACGCUAGAAGUUGCUAAACAAGGCGCGAUAUAUCAUGGACUUGCUACUUUAUUAUCUCAACCAUCUCCUAUAAUGACGAGGGCACAUAAGGCCAGGCCAAAGUCAGAACACAUAAAAACCCCCGCUAGACCUUCGGAAGUGUCCGUGCCACCAUCUACGUCACACUCGAUGGGCAAUCUCUUGUCCGUACCAUUGCAGGGUGCUCCUCCUCAAGAACAUUACGUUGGCUGGGACGUAGAACAAUCCACAUUACCAGGUGCGACCGCUUCACAACUUCCCAAAACGAACUUGUACCUUAACGAAUACGAGCGUUGUUCUCUGAGUCCUUCGCCCUCUUAUCCAUUAACGCAGAAUCCGCAUCAAUGGCGUAAUAAUUUCGUCAAGACGCGAUCGGCAUCCGUUUAUCCGGUCAGAGAUAUGGCCGACAGGUUUAACGAAGAACGAAUGCCACCGGGAAAUUGGCAUAAUUUAUCAACGAUUCCUAUAAUCCAAGAAUCGGAAGGAAUACAAUUGUCAAUACCUUGUAAUUUUCGAAGACAGUGUCCUCACGAAAUCAAAAAUAAUUUCGAGUUCCCCAUUGAUGCUAUCGUACCAGCAACUUGUGAACAUCGAGAUGAGAGUAUGUCCGGGUUAACUUUUAAACAAAUUGAUAAGAACGAAGAUCAUACGAUUCAGGAUCAUUGGACUUGUCCAUUUCAUGGAGAUAAUUACGUGAAAAGAAGAGUCGAUGAGACUCCUAAUGCGUCUUCGUCGUCGAUUCCAUUCGGUGAGGAAUGUUUCGAUUCUAUUCCUUACAUAGAUCAGAUUGAUGACAAUUAUCCUGAUGCUUACGAGGAAUCUGAAGAUAACGAGGAACGUAAGGAUCGAAAGGAGGAGCAUAGCGUUUUGUCCGGUGAUAUUUCGCAAGACGAGCCAAUAAAUAAUAAAAAAUCUUGUAAGAAUUUAUUUUCUUUCUCCGGCGAAUGUAAAGCUACUGAUCAUACCCAUGAAAUAGGGGCACGAGUAGAAAUAUCUGGCAUCAUAUCGAAAGAAGAAUGCACGGUUUGUCAAUGUUCCUUAAAAUCAAGAAAAAGUAUCGAAAGUCAAACGAGCCAGGUCGAUGAUUCCCCGAAACUUAGCUUAUCGUCGAAGAAAUUAUCGUCCAACGAAAUCGAUAGUAACAGCGAUAACGACGAUGAGAAUUAUUCCAACGUAUUUACCGAUACGACGGAUCAAAACGACGAACAGGAAUUGAGUACCUCUGAAUUAAUUACGAAGGACGACGAAAUUGUAACGCCCGAAUUAAUUCUUGAUUUGAGUGGAAUGAACGACGACGCGGUUUCCAGCGACACGUCGAGCACUGGCAAAUUUUGGAAAUCACCUGACGAAGUACGUUUAGGUUGCGGAAGGGUAGCGACCUUGGCUAAACAUUUCUCAGCGUUAGGUGACGGUGGAUUGAUCAAAAUGAACUCUAUGAAAUUGAGACGGUCCAGACAAUUCGCAUCUGAGCCAGACAUAAUAUCACCGAGAAGUUCAACGACCGAGGUACGAGAAUCUGCGAACUGUAAAAUGUUCAAAUCGGAACCUGACUUGUGUUACGAGGACAAGAGUACUCAAGUGUCGCCUGAAAGAAAAUAUAGCGUUUAUAUGGACGACGUCAAUAUGAUUAGGGAAGAUGCGAACAAUGAUGGAAGUGUCACGAUUAAAGGUAAAAAAAAAAAACUCUCUAUAGCAGAGCAACAACAUAUAAUAGAACAAAUUAAAGAAUUUUCUAAUCUGGACAAUGCCGAUGCACCUUUGUGUUUACCCCAAGAAAAUCAAAUAGCCGAUUCCGUAGAUAAUUCAGAGGCAUCCUGUUCUAAAUCGUUUAAUAAUAAAUCGAUAAUUAGUGGUACUGAAUCGGAUAUGGAGACGUCGAAAAAAUCUCGAAAGUCGUCGUCGUCGUCGUCGUCGUCGUCGUCGGCAUCGUCGAACGCUGAAUCUUUAAAUAACAAUUCAUCUAAGAAAGAAGAAAUGAAACGUAAAAAACAUGGAGUUUGCAAGCUAGGAAGAUGUUGUUCUCUCAAAGAAUUAUCAUCCUCGGAUGGAAUGAAACACGAUGGAAUUAAUUUGAGUCCAGCUCUUAAAAAAUAUUUCCUUUUCCCAGCGCGUUCUAACAGAGUAGUUUCAGCACCAGAUAUCUCGAAGAAAGCUACCGCUAUGCUCUAUCUACGUUUAAUAAAACAUCAUCACGAUAAUGACGGCAAUUUUACGGUUCACGGUACCUUAUCAAUUGGAAAGAAGGAAGAAGAAAAAAAAGGGGGAUCUAUAGGAAGCCCGAAUGAUCUCAAUUCUAAUUCGUCUCUUUCACGAUCGUCGAAGUUAUCGUUCAGUUGGGAAAAUUUGCAAAGUGAGAAGAGCGAUGUUCGUUCGAAAAAAUGUCAAACGCCGUUAUUAAAUGGACGACGAUUGUCGAAGAGUCAAGAGAUCAUUCAUAAAAACAAUAUCUCUCAAGAUGACUAUAAUCAAAUGUCGAAAAAAUUUAAUCAAUGUCGUCGUAGUCGUUCGACUACGUGCGGUACUACGUCUUUUCAAAAAAAAAGAUCUAAAGAUGAUCUUCGUGUCGUCGGUGAUACUACAACGACGAUAGACAUCGAAGGUAAUUUGUAUCUUAGUCGAACGUGCAAAACAAAAUCUAAAUCGGCACGUUCUAUUGCCCAUAAUUGCUUUAAUAUCGUCGAAAAAUCAAAAAGUGACCCGGACAUCUCGCGAUCUAAAUCAACGUCCAGAUCGUCAAGAAAGGAGAAACGAGAUAUUCACGUAUUUCCAUCGUUGGAAAUCGGUUCCGCUUCGCGGCCUCGCCGCAUGAGCGAACGUGAUCUUUCAUCUAGACUUGGACGUGAAACGAUUCCCCAACAAAUUCAUAGCAGCAAGUCCGUCCCAGCUUUGCACAAUAUGGGUGCCGAAGGGAAACAACAACAUGAAAUAUUCAACCCGGGUUAUAGCAGAGCAUCGUCGAGUAAUAGCGUUACACCACCGGUUCAACCAUCACCGAUGCCUGCAAUGAACGGAGCUUCUUGCCUACGCUCUAGAUCGAGCCAUAACUUGCACGAUCCAACGAGAAUUGGGGCAUUACCACCGACUGGUUUGGUUAGCAGGCAACAAUCCUCGCCAAACUUAAAUCCGAAUCAACCUCAUGGAUCUUUCCAAAAUAAUUUACAAAAUAACGAGGCCGAAAGAUUCUAUCAGAAUUUGAGCGUUUAUAGAAAUCAGGAUUCUACAGGGAAACAACAGCAGCCAAGUUUAUCGCAGCAACACAUGGAGGAGAGGAAUACUUUACACACGCAACGAAGCUCAAGAGGAUCGCAAAACUCUUUGAAUCGGCCGCCUGCGCAAGAAUUGAAUCAGGGAAGAGAUAGACCGAUAUCUGCUCAUAUUCCUCAAACUCAACAACAAGGUUAUUCCGGUAAUCAGAUGCAACAUCAAAACGUAGUUCCUCCUAGAUCGCAAUCCUCGCGAGAUAUAAUACGUCAGGAAGCUAAGCUUCAAGAAAUGCAGGAAGAAGUUAGAAGACGCGAAUUACGUGGUGGUGCACCGAUGAUCAAUCAGUAUAGACCAAAUACAUAUAACAUGAGACCGGCAAAUGCUAAUCAAACAGCUGGUAUUGUACCUGCUCGUGCUCUUGUUUCAAGACCAUUAGGUUCUACACCUAAUUUAGCAACAACCUCAGCAACGAGACAACAAAUGGGAGCAACGUAUGGUCAUCCUGAUGUUGCUGCUGCUUAUUCUCAAUAUGGUCAAUGUAACAAACAUCCGACUGCUGGUAUAAAUCAAUACGGACUAGCGUCCAAAGGAAAGACAGAACCAUCUCGUCAUGUACCAACUAUUGAAUCUGGAAAGGAAUCUCUCGCAGUUCAAGAUUCUACUAGAUCCCAUUAUGAUCAUAAUCGUCAAUAUAUGACUUCCCAGAAUGGAUCACAUUAUACUCAUGGACCAUCUGAUCUACGAAACGAUCAGUAUUCAAAUGACAAUACUACUGUGAUUCAAGAUAACGUCGAAGGAAAUUCUUUUAGUACUACUGAAGUUCCACCAGCAAGACCUGCUCUUCCUGAAGAUGGGUAUAGGGAAAGUCCACCACCACCACCACCCAAUACGUUAACUCAUCCGUUGUAUAAUAAUCAAGCAGAUUCGAGGUAUACAGCAAGUAUGCAAGACCCACCGAGAGGUGGUUAUUAUCCAGCAAGUGGAACAGGGACGAUGCAACAACCUCGACAAUAUCAAUAUAGUGCCAGUAAUCCUUGGCAACGUGAAGAACGUGAAAAGGAACAAGCUCGUAGAAGAGAAGCAGCUAGACAAUGGCGCGAUCAACAAAUUGCGGAAUUAAGUGCUUUGCCUCACCGAACUCCUCAACAAGACGAACAGUUACGUGCUCUUCAAUUGGAACGAGAUUUCCAAAAAAGAGCAGAAGAAGCUGCCAAUCAACAGGACGACGACGACGAAUGUAAUGACAUUGAUACCGAAAGUAUACCACAGGCUCAAGGUUUAUUGAGUGUAGCUAAUUCUCAAGAAAGAACGAACACAGCAAGUCAACAACAUACGUUGUCAAGAGCAAACGUAAAUAAUCAAUCGAUAAGAGGUACCCCACCUACGUCGCAAACUGUUAAUAGUCCACUAUCUCCGAAUGCUGCUGCAAAUUCGUGCUUAGUACAAAAUGAUAAUUCCGGUUUACUGUAUUUACAACAACAGCAACAACAACAGCAACAACCACAACCACAACAACAGCAACCACAACAGCAUACCAAUCAAUCUCAAAAUAAUACAGUACAGUUAUCUAGCUCGUCAAAUUAUAGUUCGUCUUUGUCUCAUAUUGGAAGUAUUCAAAAAACGUAUACAACUGCAAUGUCUCAAAAUAAUGAAGAAAGAGAAACGCAACAACGUCGAAUAGAAGAAAUCAGAAGGAAAGAAUUCGAUGAGAAUCAAAGACAAAGAGAAGAAGAAAAUAGGCAUCAACAACAACAACAACAACAACAGCAGCAGCAGCAACAACAACAGCAACAACAACAACAACAACAACAACAGCAGCAGCAACAACAACAACAACAUAUUCAGCAAUUAUAUAAACAACAGCAACAACAUAUGCAACAUUAUAGGAAUCAACAAGCAUUGCAUCCAAAUAUGCUAAGAUUAGACAAUUUAGUUAUCAAUGGACCUAACACGUCGCCGUCUUUACAAAAUGGAAAUACCGAUGCACCUCCACCACCAGAACGUGGAUCUAGUUAUGCAGUGAUGUCUCAACAAAGUGCACUUAGGUCGAACAGUUCGACUUCUUCAAACAUUGCCUUAACACCUCUAACAUCUUCGACGAUUAAAAGGGUUUCUUUUCACGAUCCAAACGCAAACACUGAAACAACGCCACGCAAUGUCAUGUCUGGAAAUUUAAAUACUUCGUCCUCGAUGGGCAUGGUCACUAUUAGAGAAGAUCCUAAUAAUUUUAUCAACGAUGCUGAAAAUUUAUUAGCGUCUCCAAAAUCUCCGGAAGGUCCUGGCGUUCCAUUUGUUAGCGCCACACCCGGUGUGAUCGGUGCACAAGAAGUAUACAAAGAUCCACGACAGAAACGUCUCGCUGAAAAACAAAAACAACAAAAUUUGCAAAUGGGUGCGGUACCCGAGAAGCUUAGUUUCAAAGAAAAAAUGAAGAUGUUUGCUAUGGAAACUGGAGAGGAUGGUACACCGAGGGACAAAGUGAAAAUAUCUCGAGCUCAGCGUGAAAUUGAUAACAUCGGUGGUCCUCUUAGUCCUAAUAACAAUACUACGAAAGGCUAAGUGUAAAAUAAUUUCGUCCUUUUCUUAUAACUAUUUACGGAAGUGUAUACUACAUAACUUGUAGUUAUGAUCCAACUUCGUUGCUUGAUCAUGAAUCAUCAACUAAGAGAAGAGCCAUUCUAUAUAUCUCUUUAUAAAGCUUAUACAUAUUUAAAAUGAAAACGAGGGAACAUAGAAAAGAAAACAACAGUUUCAUCUCGACAUUUUUAGGGAUGCCUUAAUUCUAAAAAAAAAAAGAUUAUAUUACAAUAUCGUUAUCGUAUUUUUCGUCUCUAAUAGACACACAUAUACACACACACACACACACACACACAUAAAAAUUCUUAAAUAUUCAAUGAUUUAAGAGUUUAAAAGAAAUCAAACGAUAGAAAUUAUUAUACGGAAUGAACCAAAAGUUCUUGAGUGAUCACGAAAAUCGAUUAUUCUUAUUCGAGAAUUUUUACACAAUAAUCUUUUCCUUUUUCUUUUUUUUUUUUUUUUUUUUCAGAUUGUUAAACUACGAACGUAGCUUUUAAAAUGACAAGUCCAAAUCGCAAAUCUAACAAAAUUUCUGCAAAGGGUAAUUAAUUUUUAAAAUCAUUUAGAAACUUUUGGUACAAUCUGUAUAUAUAAAUAUAUAUAUAUAUGAGAUAGAAGCUGAUUAUGUCGAUGAAUAUAUUUAUCGGGAUCAAGUUUUGAAUGAAAAUGAAAUAAUAUUAUCUAUGUUGAUCGUCGAGAGAAUAAUAGAAUUUGGCAGCCAUAUUUUAAAGUCUUAAAACUAUCCGUCGACGAUAAUAUACUACAUUCGUUAUGCCGUCUCUUCGGUGGACCAACUUAAUUCUAAUAUUUUAUGAGGAUAUAGUAUUUAAGAUGUAGCUUUUGAAAAUAUACAGAAAGAAAACAAAAACUCAUUAAAGAGUAAUUCUUGGUCGGUGACAUUUCAAUGAACCAAUCAGAAUGUACCUCACAUGAUUGUACAUAGGCUGAACAUAGCCGUCCGUUGCUUCUAUUGUUUGAUAUUUAUAUUUAUAUACAUCUGUAUGUAUGCGUGGGUGCAUGUGUUUUGUAUGUGUGUUGCGUGUGUGGGUGUGUGCAUGAAAAAAAGCGCGAAUAUCAACUUCGUCAUAUUAUAUUUCUUCUUUCUCUCUUUUUCUUCUUCUUUUUCAUUAAACUACUGCAUAGCAAUUUUAAUGUGUGAGUACUGUACAAAAUACACAAAGAAAAACGCGCGUACAUAGCUUUAAUAAAGCAAAUUAUAUAGGUAAUCGUAAUAAUACUCUAUAUAAGAACCGAAUAUGCUUGUACAAUAUUUAUAUAUAUAUAUAUAUUUAUAUAUAUAUAUAUAUAUAUAUAUAAAUAUAUAAAUAUAUUUAUAAGAGCCUAUAAGAUCACAAAGAAAGCAAGCAAAACGAAAUAAGUGUUAUGAAAUUGUUCAUGCGUUCGACGAAGGGUCGUUCACCUCUAAGUUGUAGGUGAUGGCAAACAAAAUACGCAUCUAUGGUUUUGUAAUAUAUUGUGCAAGAGAGUUACGGAACAACACUAAAAUAUCUGAAUACUAAUCAGUAGAAAUGUGAAUUAUAUUGUCUAAAAUGUAGAAAUUUAUAAAGAAAAAAAAAAAAAAAAAACAAAUUACAAGUAACUCUUAUAUAUAUAUAUAUACACACACACACACACACAUUUGUGUACAGGCAUCAAAAGUUCUUUAAACAUUUUGAAAAAAUCGUAUAGCUUAGUAUCGUAGAGAAUUAAUAAAGAUUACAAUAAGAUAAUCUUUAUAACGUGAGAAGACAGUGUAAAGUUGUUCAACAUGUCUGUGAACAUUCAUGAAGUCUAUUGAAGUUUAUUUCGUUAUAUUAUAAAUUGAUCAUUGUUUUAUUAAUCUUGUUUAUAUAUUUAUUAUAUAUAAACGAAUGUUUAUUUCAUUAUAGUGCAGAUUUAUGUAUCGAAAGGAAUGUAAAAAAUAACUUUAGUUAUAUUACAUAAAAAUAACGUAAAAUAUUUACGUUUCAUUUAGAAUGUCCACAGACUUCGAGAGAUUCGAUCACUGUACCGAAAUAUAAGGAUCGUGGAAGAGUCACAUUUUAAUAAGAGUUUCCUGCAAACUUUAGUUUGAUAAAUCUUACAAAACAAAACACAUAGCAAUAUUAGUAGUUAAAAGAAAAAAAGAAAAAAAAAAAAAGAAAAAAAAAAAAAAGAACGCGUUAAUGACUGUUAAUCUGGCAAGUAACGACCGGUCGAGUCGAAUAUACAUACUUGCUGGUAUAUAAUAUUCCUUGUAUUUAAACAAUUAUUUCUCAAAAUAUAAAUUUCAUGUAUUACGUACGACGUCAUAUUUCUGUACGUAUAUGCUAUGUAUUCUUGUACCUUUGGAAUCUUUAAAAAGGACAUACAAAAUCAUCUCUUGUUCUCUUGUUCUGAUAUAUAAAAAAAUAUCUUAUAUAUUAUUAAUAAUAACAUUAUAAAAACGUUCCUAUGAAAUAUAUAUAUUUCGGGACAGAACAGACAGAAGGAGGUACUUAUAUAAGUGUAUAAUAUUGAAGAAAAGAUAUGACUCUAUGAAAAUAUUCUUUGAACAAGACUUUAAAGGAAUUAUUCAACGAAAUAGUUCGGCCAAUUUAAUCGAUUACAACGAUCGUGUUAGUGUUUUGAAAAUAAUUGUUGUACGCAAUUAAUGCGAAAUAUCGUUUGCAGUUUUCACCGAGAUAGAUACGACUCUUCCGGCGUUUAUUUAAGUUUGCAAAAAGUAUUUUUUUAUGUUUAUUAUUAUUAUUAUUAUUAUUAUUAUUAUUAUUAUUAUUUUUCUUUUUAGUACAUUUUAGAUUUUUAAAAACUGACCGUGAUAUGUCGUGCAGCUCAUUAAGAAAUUUUGUUAAAAGAAGGCAAUCGAACCAACGUAAUUCUAUGCGUUUAGAUUGUUCGGUUGUAACUUCGAAGAAAAAAUAAUUGAAUGUGUUUGUUUAGGAUCUAGGUUUCGGCCCGUAUUCCGAGCGUUAGAGUGUAGAGACUUACGAAAUGAAAUAUUUUUUGAAAAUAAACAAAUGCUCUAACACCGAGCAAUCUGUUAGCACGCUUCGAAUACGGACCUUCAGCUCUUUAUACAGCCAUAUAUCGUUAAGAUAGUGAUAUAUGUUCGUUCUCUUCGAUCCUGUAUUGCCCAUGUGUCUUUAAAUAAUAUACAAGUACGUGAUUAGUAGAAUGAUUUUUACCUAUAUAGAUAAUUCACAUACAUUCGGUUAACUUUAGGUCAAUGAAAAAAAGAAUUAUGUAAUUUAGUUUAACACAGCAGUUAAGUUGAUGUAACGAUUAUCACUAUUCAUUUUCAAUUCUGAGUUUUCUUUAUAUUCGACUUUUUAUUCCGAAUAAUUAAUUCUAUUAAUAAUGGGCAAUGUUUUCUGACAAGUGUUUUAGGCUGGACAUCUUGUUAUUAUUUACAUAGGAUUUGCAAAAGUGAAAUUUCAACAAGAUACUAAAAAAAAAAAAAAUAACUUUAAAAAAUAUAUUCAAGUUGUGCAACUAUUUAACGAAUAAAAGAAACAAAUUCCCUCCUUUGCGUGCGUAAGAUAUACAUGCACGUAUAAAUAGUAUUUGCACUUUGUAUUUUGUAAUAACAUUUUAUUCAAUUACAGUGGAGUCGUAGCGUUUGGUCUAAUUAUAUAUCGAGUUACGGUCACACACAACGAUCAUAAACGUUUAACUAGCAUUAUUACAUUUUACCUACAUUACUGAUUGCACCUUUAGAAAACGGACUAUAUUUUUUAAUUACUGUAUUAUGUCAAUAUAUUACAGAGAUGAUAUACUAUCAUUGACGAAGAAAUAAACGUCAUAUCAGCAGGCAA